This is a messenger RNA of Syngnathoides biaculeatus (alligator pipefish), 3622 nucleotides long. Its product is annotated as aspartyl/asparaginyl beta-hydroxylase-like. Gene Ontology annotation, biological process: peptidyl-aspartic acid hydroxylation. Gene Ontology annotation, cellular component: endoplasmic reticulum; membrane. The transcript is spliced from 25 exons. The coding region runs from base 804 to 2996 and encodes 730 amino acids. NCBI's taxonomy places the organism in Eukaryota, Metazoa, Chordata, Actinopteri, Syngnathiformes, Syngnathidae. Gene Ontology annotation, molecular function: protein binding; peptidyl-aspartic acid 3-dioxygenase activity. The record is from RefSeq and is a predicted model, not a curated record.
GGGUUUGGCGUCCUCCAUCUUGCUCGCUCCGGAAGCGUCACGGCGCGGAACGAUUCCACGAUUUGCUGACUCGAGAUUCCCGAAAUCAGUCAAGUGACAUUAGGAUCGUGUUGGAGGGAAGCCCCUUAGUUGCGGCUAAUUUCAUAUACCGCUGAGAUACAUUUUUUUUGGGCACGACAUUUCUUGGCUAAGCCUUUUCCUUCGUAGCGUCUUGCUUGAGCCCUUUGGAUGCACUUCCCCAAUUGUGCAGUUACAAACACUUGACUGAAAAAGUGAAGCGAAUCGUUCGCGUCACACCGAGGAAAUUCGCCGUCAUUUGUGGUGAAGCGCAAGCCCAUUUGGAGCUCGCAGUGGUCCUGCUUAAGCCUGCAGAAAGGCGCUACUCAGUUUGAAGGUGUAACUUGCUCGUGUUUGCAGGGACAAGACAGUCCAACUGAGUCCUGAUUCAACACGAGCAAGGCCGACCAAAUCUUGGGCUGCAAGUAGCGUUGAUUCUUUUUCCCGGUCUACGUGGCAGCCUUGAAAUUCUAUAAAUGAUCGAGUACAAGCGGCCGUCAAGGUCGUUUGCCUGACUUUUGUCCUCUGUGGCAUCUGGCGCGCAGCGCCGCGUGCUUCGCGGGCUCUAAGAAUAGCGGGCGUCGGGUUCCCGACCUACCGAUUGGUCCGAGGCGGCGGGACGUCCGUGCCGACGUCGAACUCGCCCGCAGUCCCGGCGCUUCCGCUCUCGGUCGCUUGUCGUCCGCCGCGCGACCGGCGAAGAAUCGGACGCCUCGCUUUGACCGCCGGCCGUGAACGUUUGCUCCAUGCGGCCCCGCCGCCACGACGACGCCCCGGAAGACGGGGAGGAGCCGAUCGUAAGCGAGGAGACGGGAGGCGACCGUGCGGAGGAGGCCGCGACUCCUCCGCUUUCCGAGGCAAAGUCGUCGCCGCCGCCGCCGUCGGGCAGCAAGAGCGGCAAGACGGCGGCGGGAGCCCAGCCGGGCUACUCGGCGUUCACCUGGUUGGCCGUGCUGGCGCUGUUGGGCGUUUGGAGCUCGGUGGCCGUCGUCUACUUCGACAUCGUCGACUACGACGGCGUCCUCGGCAAGCUGACGGCGUACGACGCGGACGGCGACGGCGACUUUGACGCGGAAGAUGCCAAAGUCCUGCUCGGUCCGCCGGAAAGGACGAGCCGGGCCCAGCCGCCCCAAGACGGAGCCCAAGAACCCGCCCGGGAGCAGCCGGCCCAUCGACGAGCGGCGUCGGCGCCGGCGGAGGACGAGCGUCCGGGGCGGAGCUCGCCAGAGAAGUCGUCAACAGGUUCUGAAGCCGAGGACGUGGACUCCCAAAUCCAAGCUGCCGUUGCGCUGCCUGCGUUCGUGGAAGACGACUUUGUGGCAGACGAUCCUCGCGGAGGCUCGGAGCAUCUCGGGGGGGAGGACGCGGACGCGAUCGACACCAGCGGCGUCUUGGUGGAGGAAGCGGAAUCUGCGCGAGAUUUGACGAGCUCCGAGUUGACACAAGAAGAAGAUCCAUCGGUGGCGGCGCCGCCGGUAGAAGGGCGGAGCGAAAGCGGCAGCCCCCCCGCAGAAUCUCCCGCGCAGGCGGAGGAGCAUCCUGAGCCGGCCCGAGCGCGGAGUGAGCCCGCUCGAGAAAGUGGCGUCGCCGCCCAGGGAGCAUCCGAGCGCACGUCUGCGGAGAAGAGCCGAGACAAAGCCAAGAAGAAGAAAGCAAAACUGCUCAACGACUUGGACAGAAGCAUCAAAGCUGAAGUGGACGCCGCCGAGAAGCUCCGCAAGAAAGGCAAAGUGGAGGCGGCGCUGCGAGCCUUCGAGACUUUGGUCCAGCGCCACCCGCAGAGUCCCCGCGCUCACUACGGGAAGGCCCAGGCGGAGGACGACCUGGCCGAGAAGCAGCGCAGCAACGACAUCUUGCAGAAGGCCAUCAGCAGCUACAGAGACGCGGCGGAGCUUCCGGGCGCCACGCCCGACCUGGUGAGGGCGGCCCUCAAGAGGCGAGCCGAGCGCCAGCAGUUCCUGGGCCGCAUGCGGGGCGCCGUGGCCACCCUGGAGAGGCUGGUGCGGACCUUUCCGGAAGACGUCGGUCUGAAGAACGACCUGGGAGUGGCCUACCUGUUGCUAGGCGACAACAAAGGCGCCAAGAAGGUCUACGAGGAGGUCCUGGCGGUUGCCCCCGCCGACGGCUUUGCCAAAGUUCACUACGGCUUCAUCUUGAAGUCUGAGAACAAGGUCGCAGAGAGCAUUCCGUACCUGAAGGAGGGCCUGGAGUCCGGAGAGCCCGGAACCGACGACGGACGCUUCUACUUCCACCUGGGCGACGCGCUGCAGAGAGUCGGAGACCGCAGCGCGUACCACUGGUACCAGGUGGGCCACGAGCGAGGGCACUUUGCGUCCGUGUGGCAGAGGUCCCUGUACAACGUGGACGGGCUCAAGGCGCAGCCCUGGUGGACUCCGAACGAGACGGGAUACACCGAACUGGUCAAGGCGCUGGAGAAGAACUGGAAGACGAUCAGGGACGAGGCCCUGGCCGUGAUGGACCGAAACACGGGACACUUCGUACCCGAGGAGGAGAACCUGAGGGAGAAAGGCGAGUGGGGCCAGUACACGCUCUGGCAGCAAGGGAAGAAAUCCGCCGCGUCCUGUCAGGCUGUCCCGAAGACCUGCUCGCUGCUGGAGAGAUUCCCUGAAGCCACCGGCUGCAAGCGAGGGCAGAUCAAGUUUUCGGCGAUGCAGCCGGGCACGCACGUGUGGCCCCACACGGGCCCCACCAACUGCCGACUGAGGAUGCACCUCGGCCUCGUCGUUCCCGAAGACGGAUGCCGCAUCAGGUGCACGGACCGGACCAGGGAGUGGCAGGAGGGCAAAGUGUUGAUCUUCGACGACUCUUUCGAGCACGAAGUCUGGCAGGACGCCGCCACGUCGCGCCUCAUCUUCAUCGUGGACGUGUGGCACCCGCAGCUGACGGCGUACCAGAGGCAGACGCUCAGCGCCAUCUAGCUCGGGCGGCGUAAGGUCGAAGGCCGAAGGCCGCGCGCGCUUUGGACUGACGCCGCUCCAUCUGAGCAAAACCUCCACUUGGACACGACCGACUGUACGAUUGCUGCAAACGUCACAAGAGAUUCUAUUUUUAUUAAAAAGAACCCCAGAAAAGAGUGCUGCAUUUUUUUAUUUAUUUUUUUUUUUGUCGUCGUCGUCGUUGCUUCAUUUUUGUCUCUAGCCGAGGGUGGGCAAAGUCAGGCCCGGGGAACCCCGGCGGGCCCUUCUCUUCUUUAUGUUCGGCCCGCCGAGCAUUUACAUUCUCGAGUCAUCGCGUAUCGAUUGAGCGGGUUUUUAUUUUCUUAUAUUGCUUCACUAAAAUGUGUUUUGAAUUUGAAUUGUAUUUGUUUAUUUUCAAUAUUAAAUGGGAAAAAAAAAUGAAGGAUGACACACAACCAGAGAGAGCCAAUCGCCUUUCAAAUGUAACCAAAAUGGAUAGAAAUAGAAAUGCCCAAAAGCAAUUUUCUGUCGGGAGUGUCACGCCUUACGAUUACGAUUAUGUAAUAGCCGCCGGAUGAACGGUGACUGGUUGACUUUGUGCAGUGUGUAAUAAUGAGCGCCAGAAGUUUUGUUUUUUUUUUUUGUCC